Messenger RNA from Cladocopium goreaui, 1935 nucleotides. NCBI's taxonomy places the organism in Eukaryota, Dinophyceae, Suessiales, Symbiodiniaceae. The record is from the annotation of a GenBank genome assembly.
AUGGGAAAGAUUGCCAGCAAAAUCUGGUCUAAAGGGUUGCUAGGGGGCUUUGGGAUUCCGGCAAUGACCAAAGCCCUAGAACCCUUGGCGUCUUGGUCACGGACCGAUCUUAUCGAUGCCUACCAGCAUUUCUUGGACUAUUGCGACGAGACGGUGGGUCGGCACGAGUUCACGGAUGUCUUCCAAUGCUUUGGCGACACCACGAAAGCGGACGCCGCCUUCCAGGCCCUGAAACCCAAGAAGGGCCGCAGCGAUGGCAACACGCUCUUUGCGGCGGCCGUGGCCACGUCCAAUCAGAGCUUCAUCUCCAAGGUGUCUUUGAUUUUCAGCAUUUUUGAUUUGAACGGCGAUGGAACCCUGAACAAGGAGGAGUUCACCGUGGCGUUGCGCUCCUUGCUGAACGGCCUGCGACUCUUCUAUACCGAUGCCGUCAUGCCGGGGGAUGCGGAGCUGGAAGUGGCGAUCGACCAAUGUUUCGCUAGGAUUGAUUGCGACAGAUCCGGCUUUUUGACCCUGGGCGAGUUCAUUGUCUACUCCUAUCGAAACCGUGAUUUGCAGGAGAUGAUGCAGACGGUGCCAACCGAAGACAACCGCAUUUUUGAAGAUUCGGUGCCUUUCCAACGCCGAGUGGCCAGCCACCCACGCUCAGGUGACGCCCCCAGUGACGAGCUUUCCUUGGGCAAAUCGGCUUCCAUCGCUGAGCCGGUGGUGAAGCGCUUCUCGCUGCGGGAGGAGCCGGUCCGAAAGCGUCUGUCCCUCGAGGUGCCCGACGAACCGCCGGUGCCCAUGAGCGCGCGCACGGCGAGGAGGAGGAGCACGAACAGCGGGGCGGGGCGGAGGCCCAGACCGGGCCCCGCGGAGUCAGGAACCUGGUGCGGCAGUGUUGCUUACGCAAAGCUCACUGGCAGGAAACGAUCUAGUUCUCUUCGGCCAGCUCGGGUCUGGUCGAUGCCACCAGAUGUCUCAAAGGCACAAGCUUGGAUGCUGUGGAAAUUCUUUCAUCACUUGAGUGGACACAAUUCGGAUGCCGACCUCGAUCUCGUGUUGGACUUCCUGCGGGAUCAGAUUGCCGUGAAGAAGGAGUUCCUCCGCAUCGCUAGCAUGGCCAGAUCGGAUGAACCGUACAAAGACAAAGAAGACGAACGGCACUGCUCCAAGGAUGCCAACGAGCUCAAGGAUGCCAAGGAGCUCAAGGAUGCCAAGGAGCUCAAGGAUACGAUGGAGGACUCGGAGACGGAAACUUCUCUUCAUCUUCUCGAGGCGGCCCGAAGCAGCCUCUCUGCCCGGCCCAGCAGCCCCAGCAGCACCACAGCCGCGCAGUCUUCCGCCAGACCCAGCAGCCCCAGCAGCGGGCCCACCUCGCACACUGCACCGCUGGCGCUGAGCGGCACCGAUUUUGCCGCUGAAGUCGAGACCUUGUCUACACAUUUUCAGCGGAUUUUGCUGGAUCCCCAGGUAAGACACAGACUAGAAUGGCUUCAGCCGUGUCCCAUGACCUUACGAGCCUUUCUUUGUUUGAGCUUUUCCACCCUGAACCCGACGAACAUCGAAUGCAUCAUCUCGUGGUGUAAUGUGUUCCGUGCGUUGGAGGUGUUGAAAACUCUCCUCAGCAGCGACGCCAUUGCGGUCAGCGAGAGUGAACUUGAGGUCCUGUUCAAAUUCAUUGAUGCGGAUGGGAGCGGCGACCUCACCAUGAGUGAACUUGUUCUGGGUGGGCACUUGACCAAAUCUCAAGCAGAACAGCUCUUUGAGAAAUGCAGGAGAAAGAACGAUGCAGCGAUCAGUGACAAGGACCUCCGCAACUACAUCAAGGGCUUGUCCAUGGCCCCUGGCAAGGAUAUGAAAGGCGUCCUGGAAACUUUUGCGCAUAGCCCAAAGGCUCAUACCCCCGAAAACGGCACACCAGAGCCAGUGGAUACGCAGUAUAGAGGCUAA